GGUUUAAAGUUUUAACUUUUUACCCUUAUAUUCAGGAAAAUUCCCAAAUCUUGUCGGCGGGAAAGCAGUGGGCUGACUGAGACAUCGCAAGCAAUCGCCGGAAAACGCGGAAGUGGCUGAGAUAUCACAAGUAGUCGCUGGAAAACGCAGAAGAAGUGGCUGAGAUAUCACAAGCAGUCGCCGGAAAACGCAGAAGUACGGUUUCAUUUCUUGAAAUUCACACAACCUAGACAUUUCUUCUUUCUGUGAUUAGGGAUUCUUUUAAAAACAAUCAAAAGUUAAAACAUCUAGCUACAUGUCAUCCUACGAGGAUCCUGUGGUGGUUGACAGUUCUGCUGAAUGUAAUGGAGAUACACCUAGUACCAAUAAAAAUGGACUUCACCUUUAUCCUGUUUCUGCCAAUGAUUCAGGCGAAGGUUUACCAUAUGCUCCUGCAGAUUGGCCAAACCCAGGUGAUAAAUGGGCCUGGAAGGUGGGGAAAAGAAUUGCAUCUGCUGGCUACUUUCUUGAUAGAUAUCUGUAUCUUCCAAACCGUCUUCGUGGAAAGCGAAGUGUUUUCGCAAGUAGGCUUUCGGUUGAACAAUAUGUCAGGUCUGAGUUUCCAAGCACAGAUAUCAAUGAAUUCUUUGCCUCAUUUAGUUGGAAGAUUCCCUCAAAACUAUUAAAAGGUAACUGGUAUGCUGAGCUCACAUCUUCAGGCAUGAAAUCUGAUUCUCACUUAGGAACCAUUAGUUGUAAGGCUGGUAAUAGCUUGUGUGCGAGUGCGAGUUUAAUAGAAGCAGGGAAUCCUAGUCCAGAGACCAUGUUUUGUGACAUUUGUUGCAGUGAGCCUGGUUUUUGCCGAGAUUGUUGUUGUAUUCUUUGUUGUAAAACUAUUAGUUCUGCUUAUGGUGGGUAUAGUUACAUUAGGUGCGAAGCAACAGCUGAUGAUGGUUACAUUUGCGGACACAUAGCCCAUAUAGACUGUGCUCUACGAGCUUAUAUGGCUGGGACAGUUGGAGGAAGCAUCGGUCUGGAUGCGGAGUAUUGUUGUCGGCGCUGUGAUUCAAGAACUGAAUUGGUCUCACAUGUCAUGAAGCUUCUAAAAAUUUGUGGAUCAAUUGAUUCUCGUGAUGACAUCGAGAAGAUUUUGAAUGUUGGCUUUUGCAUUCUACGUGGCUCACGGAAAACAAAUGCAAAACAGUUGCUGCGUCACAUUAAAUCGGCCAUGGCAAAGCUUCAGAAGGGUGCCUGCAUUGGAGAUGUGUUCAAAGAAGUAGAAUUCAUGGACGCCAAUGGAGGAACACCUCAUCAUGGAGAGUCAAUUCUUCGCGAAAGAUCUUCACCACCAAAGAUGACUUCAAAUUUUGACCAUCGAGUUGAAUCCCUUAAGCUUGAGGAUGAAAUUGAUCAAACUCUGCAGGCAUUGAGGAAGUCUCAAAACUUUGAGUACAGACUUGCUGAGGAAAGACUCCUUGUUCAAAAGAACUACAUCAUGAAUCUAUAUGAACAGCUCGACAAGGAAAGAUCUGAUCUAUCAAGCCAUACAACGAUGGUUGAAACAGAUACCUUAGUUGAUGCUGUUCUACAAAGAGUAGACCAAAUAAAGCGAGAAGUAUUGAAACUCAAGGACAUGAAACAGGUACAAAAUGGAUUUGGAAGUACUUCUAAGACAAUACUCAAAGACUACUUUGGUCUAGAAGCAGAAUCUUCUUAAAGCAAAGCUCUGCACUGUAUCUUUACAAAUACAUGUUUGGCAGUCUUAUGCCAAAACUUUGCACAUUGUAUCUGUAAUGUUUGGCAGUUUUAUGCCAAAGCUCCGCACAUUGUAUCUUACAACAAAUAUAUGUCUGGCAGGUCUUAUGCCAAAGUUCUGUUCCGAGCGGAGUAUGUCGUUGUAACUUGUAACUGUCGAAUUAAGUCUUCUAUAUGUGAACAUUUUCAUGAAAUCAGACUUAUCUAGAUUUUUCAGAAGUUGGGAGUGCAAA
Messenger RNA from Solanum stenotomum, 1967 nucleotides. RefSeq names its product protein OBERON 2. The record is from RefSeq and is a predicted model, not a curated record. Lineage: Eukaryota; Viridiplantae; Streptophyta; Magnoliopsida; Solanales; Solanaceae. The transcript has 5 exons. Bases 296 to 1696 code for a protein of 466 amino acids.